Molecule: messenger RNA, 876 nt
Organism: Thlaspi arvense
Lineage: Eukaryota; Viridiplantae; Streptophyta; Magnoliopsida; Brassicales; Brassicaceae
Source: the annotation of a GenBank genome assembly
AUGACGAUCUCGGAUUCCGUCUACAACAUCAGAUCUCGCCCCGUAAACGGUCUGGUCUGUUGCAUACCUAUACGCGGUCCAAAAUCGAUCGCGGUCUGUAAUCCCACCACCAGACAAAUCGUGAAACUGCCGGAGGUCACACCCAACGGAAGAGACAUGUACGCGCGUCUCGGGUACGAUCCUGUAGGAGACGAAUACAAAGUCUUGUGCGUGAUGAUGUUCGACGGUUUCGACAGCAAAACAAAAGACGAUAUCAAACAGGAGCAUUUUGUUUUCACGGUGGGAUCCCGACAAAAGAAGUGGAGAAAAAUUGAGACAGUCACUAAAGACCCUUACCGCUGCAUGGAAGGCGAGGUUUGCAUCGAUGGUGUUCUAUACUAUGGAGUUGGUCACAAAAGGUUAGCUAGAUUCGAUGUUAGAUCCGAGAAGCUUGAGUUUAUUAAAGGACCCGAAGAGUAUAACGCGGUCUCUUGUUACUCAAGAAUCAUCAAUCACCAAGGGAAACUAGCGUGUGUGAGCUAUGACUUCUACUGUUCGUCUAGUUUCGGUAUGUGGAUUCUACAAGACGCUGAGAAACAAGAAUGGUUGAGCGUUGAGACGAGUGAUGUGCCCUGUGAGUGGAUUGAUUUGUUUACAGAGGAGAGAGCUACGUGCACCGGUGAGAUUCAUACCGGCGAGGCAAUGCUGGUUUCCAGAUUGUUAGAGUCGUCUAAGCUCUUUUGUGUUUACUAUUGCGAUCUGGUUAGAGAUGGUUUCAGAAGAGGCGAGGUUGAUGGAAUCGCAGACCUUGAGUUUAGACGUGACCACGGAAUUGGUAAACAUAAUCGUCAGAUGUUGUGUUUUCCAGGUCACAUUGAGAAUAUCAUGUUCUUCUAA